Messenger RNA from Rhincodon typus (whale shark), 1718 nucleotides. RefSeq names its product adhesion G protein-coupled receptor E2-like. The transcript has 13 exons. Lineage: Eukaryota; Metazoa; Chordata; Chondrichthyes; Orectolobiformes; Rhincodontidae. Gene Ontology annotation, cellular component: membrane. Gene Ontology annotation, biological process: adenylate cyclase-activating G protein-coupled receptor signaling pathway; cell surface receptor signaling pathway. The record is from RefSeq and is a predicted model, not a curated record. The coding region runs from base 69 to 1718 and encodes 549 amino acids. Gene Ontology annotation, molecular function: G protein-coupled receptor activity.
CAAAAUUGCAGAGACCAGGCUGUUGCUGACUUUUUCUUGAGUUCUGACAAGCCCCUGGGACCGUCGAUAUGAGACCAACUCGACUCCCGAUCUUAAUGAUUUUAAGUAUUUGUAUCAUUUGGAACUUUUCCCAAGUCUAUUCCAAUGGAUAUACAAAUGGGCAGAAAAUUUACACGAGCAUUGAUUACUGUGCUGAGAAAAAUAUUUGUGGUGAAACUGGUAUAUGUCGAUUGAAGCCAAAUUCUUACGUCUGCAUCUGUAACGGAAGGAAAAGCACGACGAACCAGAAACCAUGCAUAGACCUAUCUUGCCCCUUAAAACAGAAAAAUAUUAAAUCUGAAGAGUGUGAAAAGGGUAUGAGCAACAAUGAAGAACAAAAUGCAGCAAUGACUGAUUAUUCCUAUUGUUCCAUCGUUAGUUUUGCCUCUGGCAUUGAUAAGGAUUGUCAAAAUUAUACAAACACUAACAAGAGUCAACUUUUACUGCAUACCAUGAUGGAGUAUGUCAGCAACACGAGCGAUCACAAAUCCGCAUGGUUCAACAUGGAGAACGGCCAGAGGGAUGAGGCAUUGACGCUUCUCCUGAGCUCGGUGGAGAGCACUGUCAUGAUGACGAUGAUAGACAUGAACACCACUAACUACAACCUGAUGAUGACCAGCAUUGAGAUCCAAAUCCAAGUUCUUCAGAGCGAUAAUGGAGCUAUGGCCUUAUCAGCUAAUGGGAAUGAGAUGGACUUUCACUGGGAAAAACACUGCACUGAUUUUGCAGCUGUUUCCUUCAUCUCCUGCCGCAGCAUGGGAAUACUUAUGGAAGACAGCGGCUUGGAAAUGGAAAAUAAGAAAUACGGGACUGAAUAUCUACAGCUGAACUCGGAUGUGCUAAUCGCCACGGUUACCAAGACCAACAAAACCCGCCAAAACACCACUUUCACCAUCAAAAAGAAAAAUGUCAGUGAUGUUGACGAUUAUACUGUCUGUGUGCACUGGAACACUCACAUGAAUACCUGGUCCACCAAAGGCUGUUUGAAAAUGCGUUCGAAUGUUUCACACACCGUCUGUCAAUGCACACACUUCAGUAGUUUUGCCCUGCUGGUCGCACUCUACAAGGUGGAGGGUCCUGCUCUGACCACCAUCACUUACAUGGGAAUUAUUACCUCGCUAGUGUGCCUUGCCAUCGCUAUCAUCACCUUCACCAUGUGCCGGCCGAUCCACAGCACACGCACUACCAUCCACACCCACUUGUGCCUGUGCCUGUUUGUGGCGGAACUGCUGUUUCUCGUUGGGAUAUCAGCAACAAACAGCAAGGCUGUGUGCGCGGCCAUUGCUGGAAUCCUUCACUACCUCUUCCUGGCGUGUUUUAUGUGGAUGCUACUGGAAGGUGUCCAGCUUUACCUGAUGGUGGUCAAAGUCUUCUGGACCCAGAGCCUCCGAGGGAGAUACACUCAGCCUAUUGCCUAUGGCAUCCCAGCUAUAAUCGUCGUUAUCUCAGCCGCAGCUGACCCGACCGGAUAUGGCACCAGAGAAUAUUGUUGGCUGUCGAUGGAGAAAGGUUUUCGAUGGAGCUUUGUGGGUCCCCUGUGUGUGAUCUGUCUGGCCAAUUUUGUUUUCCUCAUUCUGACGAUAUGGAAGCUGGCCCUGAAAUUUCAUACCGUGAAUCCAGACCUAUCGAACUUACAAAAACUCAGGUACAGGAUUCACACUGGAGCGCAACACUGUUAA